AUGCAGGGUGAAAAGAGACAAGAGAUGAAUGACACUCAUCUGCGAGGAACGAUGCAACUGACCUCGAACGCUGGCUCGUAUUGGGGAAAAUCUCGGAGAAAAGUGCAGAUUUGUAGGACCCCAGAAUUCGGUCAGCCAAUCCCGCAGACUAACUUAAUCGAUAACGUAAGAAGUGAAGCCAAGAUCAUAACACUGCGGGUUAGAGGAUUGGGGGAGUUUUUUUUUUCUGAGGAUUUUUUUCCUUCCGCAAGGAUAAACCUACCUGCAAAGGAGGGGCAAUCGUCAGUCAUGAGCAAAAUAUUUUUUCCGGCCGGAGGAAGCGAUAUCAUGCCCCUUGGGGGAAUUACUGGUGCUGGUAUGAUACUGUGCUAGGACAUACUCGAGUAUGAUACUAUUAAGGAGGGAGGAAGAACUAAGGUGUAAAAAAGGGAACGAAGAGGAUGAGAAAGGAGAGGAUUCCUUUCGAGAUUCAGAACCACUGCUAUCCAGGGCUUAGAGACCCGACGGUGGAGAGCCGGAGGGUUGACCCAUUGCCCGCUUGUUUGUCAUAAACCGGGGAAACAACCAUUAUACAGUGCUCGUAUGGAGCGAGAAAGAAACAAUAACCUCGGUAGACAGUCGGAAAAUGGAGGGUGGGGGGAUAGAGGAGCUCUGGGCCCGCCAAACUGUCCCAUACUGUACUCGAGUACGAGUAGAACCUCAAAUAAUCGAACCGCAUGCUACCAGUAUGUCGUUCGAGCUGUCCUAUCCGGUAAGGUCUGGUAUUAUUAUUAUUUUGUCCUCAUGUCCUUCAGAGGGGCUAAAGGACCCACCUUUCGCCGUGCUUUUCGCACCUUUUCCAGAGAAGGAAAUUUUGGACUACCUACCAUAGCACACGGUUCAAUCAUUUGGGCUUCCUUCCGUAAGUUAACCAACAUAAAAAGAAUGGGAGGGAAAAAAUAUUAUUCGAACUCCCUUUUCUUCUUCUCACGUCUCCUCCUUUCUCAAAUGUUUAUAGAGUCUUCUCAGUCAUUGACCGAGAGAACGAAAUAAGAGAGUACCAGUUCCAAAAAUUUACUCUGCCCUAGUGAUCUUUCCCCCUUUCGAUUCUG
This is a messenger RNA of Tuber melanosporum (Perigord truffle), 1091 nucleotides long. RefSeq lists its product as uncharacterized. The coding region runs from base 1 to 372 and encodes 123 amino acids. NCBI's taxonomy places the organism in Eukaryota, Fungi, Ascomycota, Pezizomycetes, Pezizales, Tuberaceae. The transcript has a single exon. The record is from RefSeq and is a predicted model, not a curated record.